AUGGAUGGAUUUGGUUACGCGAACUUUUACAGCACCCCUACAAAGAACUGUCAUAGCAACCUUACAAAGAACUGUCACAGCAACCCUACAAGGAACUGUCAUAGCAACCCUACAAAGAACUAUCACAGCACCCCUACAAAGAACUAUCACAGCAUCCCUACAAAGAACUAUCACAGCAACCCUGCAAAGAGCUAUAACAUCAACCCUACAAAGAGCUGUCACAGCACCCCUACAAAGAACUGUCACAGCAAUCCUACAAAGAACUGUCGCAGUACCCCUACAAAGAACUGUCGCAGCACCCCUAUAAAGAACUGUCACAGCAACCCUACAAAAAACUGUCACAGCAACCCUAGAAAGAACUAUCACAGCAACCCUACAAAGAACUAUAACAGCAACCCUACAAAGAACUAUCACAGCAACCCUACAAAGAACUGUCACAGCACCUUACGACGUGAAUCAAGGGAAAGAUGA
This is a messenger RNA of Biomphalaria glabrata, 471 nucleotides long. RefSeq names its product circumsporozoite protein-like. Bases 1 to 471 code for a protein of 156 amino acids. The record is from RefSeq and is a predicted model, not a curated record. The transcript has a single exon. NCBI's taxonomy places the organism in Eukaryota, Metazoa, Mollusca, Gastropoda, Planorbidae.